Messenger RNA from Mus pahari (shrew mouse), 5363 nucleotides. RefSeq names its product potassium voltage-gated channel subfamily D member 2 (gene Kcnd2). Gene Ontology annotation, molecular function: protein binding; A-type (transient outward) potassium channel activity; voltage-gated monoatomic ion channel activity involved in regulation of postsynaptic membrane potential. Lineage: Eukaryota; Metazoa; Chordata; Mammalia; Rodentia; Muridae. Gene Ontology annotation, biological process: protein homooligomerization; potassium ion transmembrane transport. The transcript has 6 exons. Bases 1013 to 2905 code for a protein of 630 amino acids. Gene Ontology annotation, cellular component: membrane; voltage-gated potassium channel complex. The record is from RefSeq and is a predicted model, not a curated record.
CGGAGAGCUCGCCAGAGCUUUAUUUAUGCUCCCCGGGAGCCUGGGAUCUGGCUGCUUGGGAGCCGCUGGCUCUGCCUUUCCCUUUCCGGGUACAAGGCGACAGCAAAGUCUCUAUGCAACUCAGCCCCGGUGCGCACUUUGCCAGGUAUGUACCGCGGGCGAGGCGCGUUCUGCGCGGAGGCAGAUGCUGCUGCCGCCACGGCGGCGGCGGCUGCCAGCUCCCGGGCUCUAUAACUGUCACACUGCACCUGAGCUGAACUUGAACAGAGAGUGAAAGGGCCCAUCGGGCGAACGCUCUCGGCUGGCACAGAGGGUGUCAGUCGUCCUCGUGGGGGGGAGAAAGAGCUCUAGACCGACGCCCCCCGCCGCGAGCCGUGCACUUCACCUCCAUCUCUGCAAGCGCCGCGUGAGUACAGGCGCCCAGCGGACUCCAAGGGACGCGGGACAGCCAGCGGCUGUGACCGCAUCUCCGGAGCUACAACAACAGGUCUUCUUUUUGAGACGCCUUUGGCGGGAAGGACCACUUCAGCAAAAGGGGAAGGUGAAAGGGUUCUUUCUUUUAAGAGACUACCACUGGUUGACUUUCCGUGUUUCCUCUCUCCUGCUCUAUAUACCGACCCCAUAUCUACCAGACUGUAUCAGGGGAGAAGCGAAGACACCUGUUUGAAGCCAGGCUGUCUCUGAAGUCACCUGUACAUUUACAUGUGCCAGGACGUGUCCUGGUCCAACUGUUGGCAGAGAUUUGUUUAGGCUAGAGCCUAGAUUUUUAGGUCACUGUAUUUUUUUUUUUUUUUCUUCUUCUUUGUAUUCCAAAUACAUGUCUGUGAGGGAAACCUGACCUUCUUGAGUAGUGUGACUUGACCUGUGCCACCUUGGAAUAACCGUGUUCCUGUGAGCAGUGUUUCCCCCAGUGUUUUGCCUGAGGUGAAGAAGUGGGGAGCAUUUUCUUACUUUCAUUGUGUUACUUUGGGUGACCCCCUGCUCACUCUCGUGACCUCCACUUCCAGACAACAUGGCAGCCGGUGUUGCAGCAUGGCUGCCCUUUGCCAGGGCAGCUGCCAUUGGGUGGAUGCCUGUUGCUUCGGGGCCUAUGCCUGCACCUCCAAGACAGGAGAGAAAAAGGACUCAGGACGCUCUGAUUGUGCUGAAUGUGAGUGGCACCCGUUUCCAGACAUGGCAAGACACCCUGGAACGAUACCCAGACACUCUGCUGGGCAGUUCCGAGAGAGACUUUUUCUACCACCCAGAGACCCAACAAUACUUCUUUGACCGUGACCCAGACAUCUUCCGCCACAUCCUCAACUUCUACCGCACCGGGAAGCUCCACUAUCCCCGCCAUGAGUGCAUCUCGGCUUAUGAUGAAGAACUGGCCUUCUUUGGCCUCAUCCCAGAAAUUAUUGGCGACUGCUGUUAUGAGGAAUACAAGGACCGCAGGCGGGAGAAUGCUGAGCGCCUCCAGGAUGAUGCAGACACUGACAAUACAGGAGAGAGUGCGCUGCCCACCAUGACUGCUAGGCAGAGGGUCUGGCGAGCCUUUGAGAAUCCCCACACCAGCACCAUGGCCCUGGUGUUCUACUAUGUGACUGGGUUCUUCAUUGCGGUCUCAGUCAUUGCAAAUGUGGUGGAAACAGUUCCAUGUGGGUCUAGCCCAGGCCACAUAAAAGAACUGCCUUGUGGGGAGAGGUAUGCGGUGGCCUUCUUCUGCUUGGAUACCGCCUGUGUCAUGAUCUUCACGGUUGAGUACUUGCUUCGCCUGGCCGCAGCACCUAGUCGUUACCGUUUCGUGCGCAGUGUCAUGAGUAUCAUCGACGUGGUGGCCAUCCUACCCUAUUACAUUGGGCUGGUGAUGACAGACAAUGAGGAUGUCAGUGGAGCCUUUGUCACACUCCGAGUCUUUCGAGUCUUCAGGAUCUUUAAGUUUUCCCGCCAUUCUCAAGGGCUGCGUAUACUGGGGUACACCCUGAAGAGCUGUGCAUCAGAACUGGGCUUCUUGCUCUUUUCUCUCACAAUGGCUAUCAUCAUUUUCGCUACCGUUAUGUUCUACGCAGAGAAGGGCUCUUCAGCAAGCAAGUUUACCAGCAUCCCAGCAGCCUUCUGGUACACCAUCGUCACCAUGACAACACUGGGGUAUGGCGACAUGGUACCAAAAACCAUCGCAGGGAAGAUUUUUGGGUCCAUCUGCUCACUGAGCGGAGUCUUGGUCAUUGCACUCCCCGUGCCUGUGAUCGUGUCUAACUUCAGUCGGAUCUACCACCAAAACCAACGAGCAGACAAACGAAGGGCACAAAAGAAAGCCAGGCUGGCCAGGAUACGGGCAGCCAAAAGCGGGAGCGCAAAUGCCUACAUGCAGAGCAAGCGGAAUGGGCUACUGAGCAACCAGCUGCAGUCCUCAGAGGAUGAACCGGCCUUCGUAAGCAAAUCUGGAUCCAGCUUUGAGACCCAGCACCACCACCUGCUUCACUGCCUGGAGAAAACCACGAACCAUGAGUUUGUGGAUGAACAAGUCUUUGAAGAAAGCUGCAUGGAAGUUGCCACCGUCAAUCGCCCGUCAAGUCACAGUCCCUCUCUCUCCUCACAACAAGGAGUCACCAGCACUUGCUGCACACGGAGACACAAAAAGACUUUCCGAAUUCCUAAUGCCAAUGUGUCGGGAAGUCAUAGAGGCAGUGUGCAAGAACUCAGUACAAUUCAGAUCAGAUGUGUGGAGAGAACUCCACUGUCCAACAGCCGAUCCAGCUUAAAUGCCAAAAUGGAAGAGUGUGUUAAACUAAACUGUGAACAGCCUUACGUGACCACAGCAAUAAUAAGCAUCCCAACACCUCCAGUAACCACCCCAGAAGGCGACGACAGGCCCGAGUCUCCUGAGUAUGCGGGAGGAAAUAUCGUCAGGGUGUCUGCCUUGUAAGACAAUUGCCGCAGGUCUGAGAGAAUUUGAGCCCUGACUAUGGAAAGAAUCUAAAGGAAAAGAAAGAAGAAAUAAUAGCCCCUUUUUUGCAUACUUAGACAGCAAGGCGAGAAGUUUGGCGAUGAAACAAAAAUCAAGAUUUCAGAGUUGAAGAUGUGAAUCAAACCACCAAAAGGCAUUUCUAGACAGCGUUCGACCUAUCCACAGAGGGUAACUCUGUGGCCCUUUGACUUUGUGGAUGAGCACAAUGAAAUGCCAUUUAUUGAUGCCUCUUAUGAUCAGAACUCUUUUUUAAUAAAACAAAUAAAAUGAAUCUUUGAACAUGAUAUACCGGUUGAAUGCAAAACAAAAAAAAUUAUGGAAAACAUUUUGAUAAAAAUUUUUCCUGUUAAAAACCAUGAACAUUGGCUCUGGUGAAGAUUACUAUUGAUGAAAAAUUCAUACGAUCCAUUUGUGUGGACUGAAGGAAGCCAUCCCAAUGCAUGCUAGAAUUCUUUGGAGCAGUGAUCUCAGUUUCCUUAUGUUGUCUUCAGAAUAGGCAUGACAAACUAUACCUGUAGAAAGGGGAAAUUUCUGUGCACUUACAAUGAACUGAUUGUCCAUGUUCUAUGGUGGGCUGUGCAAAUAAACUCCUUUAAGCACUGCAGUGUUUCUCAAGGGGAUGCAUACUAGUAAAUCUAAAGUGUUCGGAUAGUUCAGUAUUAAUUAUUGUUUAACCUUGCACCUAGUCAUUGUUAUAACUGCAAUAAUUCAUUCUAUAUCUGUUGUAGCAGGAAUCAGGAUUUUUUUUUUUGGACUUUCCAUUUAUUCAUAGAUCCAGUGAGAGCCACAUUCAUAGAAAACCUCCUGGUGUGGCUGGGUUUUAGCUGACUUUUUAAUCCAAAACUAUUGUGUCAUAAAUGUUUUUGGUAGUAUUCUUUGGUCCAGUGUAUUUCUGUGACCCCGUGCAUUAUCUGUCCCUGGAUCUCUUUAGUGUCUUUCUACUGAGCUUACCCACUAAUGACAGGAUUAGUGUCUACUGUAGUAAUAAAACAAAAGUUCCCUGCCUUUGUAUUUCUCAACCAGUUAUUAUAAGAUUGUCAUCAGUCCCCUUGAUAACAAGUAGAGUAAAGGAGUUGACAUGAAAUAUCUCCAGUGUUUUCACUAUUUGUAGAAAACCCAGACCCUGCAAACACCCAUAUGUGUUUUAUGAGAGGAGUUAAAUGGUACUUAAAGAAAAAUCAUAGGAUGGAUGAUUUCAGAAUCUAACUCAAUGUAUUAAUUAUUUUGCUUCAGAUCUUCAAUACAUAUUGAGAACAACUGAAAUGCAGAGGAAAACUAAAGUGCUUUGUGUAGCAUGAGAGCAUGCUUCUAAUGCCAUCCAAGAAAGCAACAAUGUGUCUCAAAAGAUUCUAGUGUAUCACAAGGCACAAAGUUCUCUGCAAAAUCGGGAAGAAGGAGUAUGAUGAUGCAAAGUCGACCACUGUGUACAUUUAAGUGAAAAGUCUUGCUACCUUUUCACCCUUGAAUAUCCGCAGAUGUGUCUGCACGUGACAAUGUAAAAAUAAAAAAAAAAAGUUUUAUGUCAAAUGAAAAGUUUUGUUCAUUCCAAGCCACCACUGUAAGAACGAAAGCUAAGUUUCUAUACAUGAAAAGGAAUUAAUAAUUAGUCCUCUGUCAUAGAGAUUUUGAAAUGCUUUUCACAAUUUACCAUAAGAAAAUGAAUUAAUCCAAACAUUUUCAGGUAAAGCCAGAAAUGGUUACUUCCCAUUUAUAGAAUAGCUUCUAGGACAGUGCUAGGCACACAGUAGAUCUUCAUCAGAGCUGAGUGACAGGAGAAAGGCCUCAGCUGACCCUCGGGAAGGACCUGGCUUUACUCCUAGUGUGUCUUUGAAAAAGUUACUAAUAUUCCUGAGACGUGAAUAUUAACAAUUCUAUUAACACCUGCCUGUUGUCACUUUAUGCUUCUAGAGCAAAUAUAUAGUGAAGCGUCUUUGAUGGCACUUAUUAAAAAGUCUUUUAAAGUAAGUACAAUCAGGAACAUUUACCAUCUUUUGAUUCCCAAUAAGAAAUUCUAUUCUCAUGUUCUUAAUAGGACAUGAAACAACAUAGACUUGGCUUAUUUCGGUUGAUUCUUAUUCUUCCUGCUUUGGUUUGUCGUUUAUCGCAAAUUAUUAAUUUCUUAAGAUUUUCAGAAAUGAAAUUUUAAAAAAUAAUCUUUUGGAUGUUUUAGGUGAUUUAAAAAUAUGCUGUGUUGGUGGUGAAUGACUAUUGAUGACUGUGUUAAGUGCAACUGUACUGUAAGUGAAAUGUAAUUAUUUCUGUGUAUCAUAUGGAGUAACUAAGGUCAUUGUUUUUGACAAUUUUGUUUGAAAUUCAUAUAUCUUAUUUCAAAGGAUAGCAUAAUACCUGCAUUAUGCUGGAAAAAAAUAGACCUUUGGAGAAUACUUAAAUAAAACAUGUGCAUGCUUGAACAGGA